AUGAGCUUUCUGGGUAUGAUCUUGAGCAUAGGAAGCGUUAUGUUUGAAAGUAAAUGGUGCGCUUGGAUUGCAAUCUUUUGUGCCCUAGGAACUUUUGGGAAUGCUCGAGCAUCAGAUGACGUUAAGCAUCUGGCAACCAUGGCUGUUCUUGCUGUAUGUGUACUUGUCAUGUCCUACUUCCACAAUCCUGCCCCUCUCACUAUUCAAAUUUAG
Hydatigera taeniaeformis is the source of this 213-nucleotide messenger RNA. NCBI's taxonomy places the organism in Eukaryota, Metazoa, Platyhelminthes, Cestoda, Cyclophyllidea, Taeniidae. The record is from the annotation of a GenBank genome assembly.